Messenger RNA from Teleopsis dalmanni, 3216 nucleotides. RefSeq names its product AP-1 complex subunit gamma-1 (gene AP-1gamma). Gene Ontology annotation, biological process: Golgi to vacuole transport; intracellular protein transport; receptor-mediated endocytosis. Bases 240 to 2996 code for a protein of 918 amino acids. Gene Ontology annotation, molecular function: clathrin-cargo adaptor activity. Lineage: Eukaryota; Metazoa; Arthropoda; Insecta; Diptera; Diopsidae. The record is from RefSeq and is a predicted model, not a curated record. Gene Ontology annotation, cellular component: AP-1 adaptor complex; membrane coat; Golgi apparatus. The transcript is spliced from 16 exons.
AAUAAUAAAUAAAGUCAAAACUCGAUUUUGUGCAACGGUAAAUAUUUAAUAAAACAAAACAAAAAAGUACAAACUGGAGCCUCAACAGUAUUGAAGUGCAAAGGUGUGGGACGACGUCAGCGUCUCACAAUUUCCAACCUAAAAGCAAAGCCAACGUUUGACGACGUGUUAUAAUAAUAAAAAAUUAAAGAGAAAAAUACAAUAAAUUUAAGAUAUAAAAUUGUGAAUCACGGUUCAAAAUGAAUUCUGAGCAUGGAUUUAAUCCAGCCUUUAACAUGGCAACCAUACGCCAAGCGUUUACAGAAGCCGUCGAAAGAGUAAGAAUGCCUACUCCUACACGUCUGCGAGAUCUCAUACGACAAAUACGUGCAGCUAGAACGGCCGCAGAGGAACGUGCAGUGGUGAAUAAAGAAUGUGCCUACAUACGCAGCACUUUCCGUGAGGAAGACUCUGUUUGGAGAUGUCGUAAUAUUGCAAAGCUUUUAUAUAUCCAUAUGCUUGGGUAUCCGGCACAUUUCGGCCAAUUGGAAUGCCUUAAGUUAACAGCCAGCACACGUUUCACAGACAAGCGUAUUGGAUAUUUAGGCGCUAUGUUGCUGUUGGAUGAACGACAGGAUGUGCAUCUCUUAAUAACGAAUUGCUUGAAAAAUGAUUUAAAUAGUUCGACGCAAUUUGUUGUGGGUUUGGCACUGUGUACCUUGGGUGCCAUAGCAUCGCCCGAAAUGGCACGCGAUUUGGCUAGUGAAGUUGAACGUCUUAUGAAAUCACCAAACACGUACAUAAGGAAAAAGGCCACCUUAUGCGCAUUUCGUGUUAUACGUCGAGUACCCGAAUUAAUGGAAAUUUUCUUACCGGCAACACGGUCUCUGUUAAGUGAAAAGAAUCACGGUAUACUCAUUACUGGAGUCACGCUUAUCACGGAGAUGUGCGAAAACAGCACAGAUACUUUAAUGCAUUUUAAAAAGGAUAGCGGAAACCGAGAGAUCGUGCCGAAUUUGGUGCGCAUACUUAAGAAUCUUAUACUGGGCGGAUACUCGCCGGAACAUGAUGUGAGCGGUGUUAGCGAUCCGUUUUUGCAAGUUAAAAUACUGCGCCUGCUACGUAUACUCGGACAUAACGAUCCAGAUGCUUCGGAAGCCAUGAAUGAUAUAUUAGCACAGGUGGCAACAAAUACGGAAACAAGUAAAAAUGUUGGCAACACUAUACUGUACGAGACUGUGCUUUCCAUAAUGGAUAUUCGUUCGGAAGGUGGUCUACGUGUUUUGGCUGUUAAUAUACUCGGACGUUUUUUGCUCAAUUCGGACAAGAAUAUACGUUAUGUAGCACUGAAUACUUUGUUACGUACUGUACAUGCAGACACUUCGGCUGUGCAACGUCACCGCACCACAAUUCUAGAAUGUCUCAAAGAUCCUGAUGUUUCGAUUAGGCGUCGGGCUAUGGAAUUGUCGUUCGCACUUAUAAAUGCACAAAACAUACGUACCAUGACCAAAGAGUUGUUAUUGUUUUUGGAGAAAGCGGAUGCAGAAUUCAAGGCGCAGUGCAGUUCAGGCAUGAUAUUGGCCGCUGAACGUUAUUCACCAAACACACGAUGGCAUUUGGAUACACAGUUAAGCGUAUUAAUAGCGGCUGGCAAUUAUGUGCGAGAUGAUGUAGUGUCUUCAACAAUACAAUUGGUAUCAAGUAGUCCAGUGGUUGAACAAACUUAUAUAACAAAUCGUUUCUGGGAAUCUUUACAAGUUCCAAAUCAUUGUGAAGACAAACAACCACUGUUGCAAGUGGCAGUGUGGGCAAUUGGCGAAUAUGGAGAUCUGUUUAUGUAUGGUCCAAAUGAGGAUGAUUUUGAACGUCCAACUGAAAGUGACUUAAUCGCAAUGUUUCAUAAAUAUUUAACUUCUGCUCAAGUAUCAACUACAAGUAAGCAAUAUGCCUUAGUGUCGCUAGCUAAACUAAGUACACGUUUGCAGAAUUGUGUGGACGAAAUUCAAGCACUUAUCACUUCGUUUGGUAGCCAUCUGAAUGUGGAUCUACAACAACGUGGCGUAGAGUUUACGCAAUUAUUUCUCACUUAUAAACAUUUACGUCCACCAUUGUUAGAAAAGAUGCCACCAAUGCAGAUAAGCCGUAUCUCAUCGCAAAAUGGUGAAAGUAGCGGUUCAUUUGAUGACAAUAGCCCGGAUCUAAUCGAAAAUGGUUUAGUUGAAGACCAGUUACCGCACGAAAAUAAUAUGAACACAAUGAGUGAUAACACAAAUAUAUUACUGGAUUUACUUGGUGGGACAGAUAUAUCAAAUACCGUUCAAAAAGAGAAUACAAAGAACGCCAACGAUGUGUCGAACAAUCAAGACUUCCUUGAUUUAUUAGAUUUGGAUUUAAAUACAGGCGCUGUAGCUGUUAAUAAUACAACAAAUGUGUUGGGAACUAAUGCAACAAAUAUAAACAAUGUAUUAGGAUUAUCAAGUUUAACGGCGACAAUACCAACGAAUGGCAACGAUUUAACAAGUAUUUUAUCUGGCAACGGUUUGGUCAGUGUACCAGUAAAUCUGUUAGAGUCUAACAAUAUACUCUCACCAUCGGCGAAUGCGUCAAAUUCAUUUCUAAAUGAGUUAACUUCCCCCGCCAACCUACUGUGUAGUAGUAUUGCUAUAAAUCAAGCGCCCAAGAUCACUGCUCUUGAUAAAAAUGGUCUACUUGUUCAUUUAGUUCCACUUAGGGUCAGCGACACCAUACAAAUCUUUAUGACAACAACAAACAAUUCAAAAAAUAUAUUGGAACAAUAUCUAUUCCAGGCGGCAGUUCCUAAAAGUUUUACAUUACAAAUGUUAUCGCCUUCUGGAUCAGACUUACCUCCUGGCGGUAUUAUAACACAGGAAAUGCGUGUUGUUAGUACGUCCAAGGCUAUUCUUCGUAUGAGACUACGCAUAUCAUAUGUUGUCGAUGGCCAAAAAAUUCUGGAGCAAGCAGAAGUAACCGGAUUCCCAGACAAUUCACCGGAAUAGUAAAUAAUAAUCAAAAUAUAAAUACCUUAUACUAUAUAACAAUAUAAAUUGCGCAGUAUAUAAACUAUAAUAAAAAUAUGUAUAAUGUUAACGGAAAAGGAGCAUACCAAUAACCCAUUACCAUCCUUACCUACCUUAAAGCUAUCACAUAACAUUUACGAAGACAUGGAAGAUAACUGCUAUAUACUUAUACAAAUAAAUAUUUAUGUAUUGUAAUAUA